AUGCGUGCGGUCGCCAUCAAGGCACUGCAGUGCGGCUCGAUCCCCAAACACAUCGGCCUUAUCAUGGACGGGAACCGCCGCUACGGGCGCAAGGUCCAUGUCGGCAACGGAAAAGGAUAUUACCUUGGUUAUGAAACCCUUGAGGAGAUUUUGGCAGUGUGUAUGGAGAUGGGUGUUAAGGUUGUUACGGUGUAUGCCUUCAGCAUUGAGAACUUUAAGAGGCCGGCCGAUCAAGUGGAGACACUUAUGGAACUGGCCAAAACAAAGCUUGCCGAAUUAUGUGAACAAAGUGAACUCGUUCGACAGUAUGGCAUCGGGAUCCGGGUCUUGGGCGACACUUCAUUACUUCCAGACGAUGUUCGCAAGGUUAUCCGCAAGGCGGUUGAUCUCACCAAGAAGAACAACCGCGCCAUCCUGAACAUGUGCUUCCCUUACACAUCCCGGGAGGAACUUACUAUGGCAACUCGAUCUUUGGUGAGCGGCAUCGAAGCCCAUGAUCUCAACCCUAGUGACAUUUCGACAAGCGUGUUGGAGGAGAGUCUCUAUACCCGCUCGUGUCCACCCAUGGAUAUUUUGAUCCGCACUUCAGGAGAGAUUCGGCUCAGUGACUUCAUGCUCUGGCAGAGUUCAAGGGCAUGCCAUGUCGAGUUUGUAGACUGUUUCUGGCCAGAGUUUACGUUCUGGAAGCUGUUGCCAAUUCUGCUGCGAUAUCAGCUGAGAGCGAUAUCCAUCGCUCAGUCGAGGACAGAGUACGGCCGAGGGGAAGGGACAGGGGAAGAAGAAGAUGAUGAUAGUGAAGCUGUGUUGCUUAAUACAGACGUUAUUAAAGCCCAGGAGGCGCCGUUGGAGCAGGAACAGGGCUUUGUGAUGAUGAGCCAGAGGAACUCAUCCGAGUCGACGCUGGUGACUUGCGAGAUGGAUGAGACAUUGGGGGCGGAGCCGCCGUGCGGUCCGAUGCUUGAGAAGAAGCAGCGGGAACUCAUCAUCGAUGGGUUCAAGAGUUAUGCAACUCGUACAUCCAUCCCAGGCUGGGACCCCUCUUUCAACGCCAUCACGGGACUCAACGGCUCUGGAAAGUCAAACGUCCUCGACGCCAUCUGCUUCGUCCUCGGCAUCACCAACUGGUCGCAGGUACGAGCAAGCAACAUACAGGAUCUCAUCUACAAGCGAGGCCAGGCAGGCGUGACCAAGGCCACCGUCACCGUCGUGUUCGACAACAAUGACCCCAAGCAGUGUCCAGUCGGGUUCGAAUCAUUCAAACAAAUCACCGUCACUCGCCAGAACGUUGUCCAGAACCUCUUCCAGUCGGUUCAGCUCAACAUCAACAACCCCCACUUUCUCAUCAUGCAAGGUCGUAUUACUAAGGUCCUUAACAUGAAGCCCCCAGAGGUCCUUGCCAUGAUCGAAGAGGCGGCUGGUACACGCAUGUUCGAGGAAAGAAAGGAAAAGGCGCUCAAGACGAUCGCAAAGAAGGACAAGAAGGUGGCCGAGAUCACACAGCUACUCGCCGAGGAGAUUGUGCCAAAGCUGGACAAGCUGCGCGGGGAGAAGAGAGCCUACCUCGAGUUUCAAAAGACGCAGACGGAAAUUGAGCGACUCUCGCGAAUUGUGGUCUCAUACGACUAUACCCGAUACGAGCAACGGUACUCGAAAGCCAAGGAUGACUAUGAAGCCAAAAUGGCGUUGACGACUCAGACGAGUGAGGAUAUCCAACAGCUGCAGUUGGCCAUUUCCAACAUUGGACGGGACAUAGAGUCCAUUACCACCAACCGACUCAAGGAGAUGACUUUGGGAGGCAAGUUCCAGACAUUGGAUGCUACAGUCAAGGACCUGUCCAAGGAUCUGGUGAAGGUCAAAACGCAGCGGGAUCUGAAAGGCAAGGAGGAAAAGGAGGAAGAGCAUAAUAGAGCUAGUCUCAUCAAGUCUCAGAAAGAGACAGAGAAGAGCAAGCAGGAGAAGUUGACAGAGUUCGAGAAGCUGAAAGUCACCUACAACGACCUCAAGCGCGAGUAUGACAAGCAGCAGGAACAAGUCCGCAUGAACGAAGAAUUGAUCCAGACACUCUCGACUGGUGUCGCCGCUGAAGAGGGUCACGAAAACGGAUAUAUGGAGCAGCUGCAACGAGUCAAGGCAACGGUCGCACAGGAAACCACUCUGGUUGAGCAGUCGAAACUCAAGCUGAAGCAUCUCGACGUUGACUUGGUUGAAAAGAGAAAGCAGGCAGCGGCGGCUCAGAGGAGCAACAAGGGUCUGAGCGAAGCGCUGGAGGCGGCUAAGCAUCAGGUCAGGCAGUACGAAGAUGCCUUGCGCCGCCAGACAUUUGACCCUGAAAAGGAGCGCGCUUUGCUUAUCGAAAAGGCUUCGCAGGCAGAGGCCAUGGCCAAGAUUUCGGAACAGAUCGAGUUCAUGUCACGCAAGUUGUCACGGCUCGACUUCCAGUACUACAACCCCACUCCCAACUUUGACCGAUCCGCUGUCAAGGGUUUGGUAGCAGAAUUGUUCACAGUCCCUCCCGCGCAUAGCCAUGCAGCCACUGCCCUCGAGAUUUGCGCCGGAGGGCGUCUCUACCAGGUCGUUGUCGACAACGAGGUUGUUGGAUCCCAAUUGCUCAAGAAUGGCAAGCUGCGUAAGCGUGUUACAAUUAUUCCUCUCAACAAGAUUCAAGCCUUCAGGGCCCAUGCGCAGAAAAUCACGACAGCUCAGCAACUUGCCCCGGGUAAAGUCGACUUGGCCCUAACGCUCAUUGGCUUCGAUCAACACUUGGAAACGGCGAUGGCAUACAUCUUUGGCAACACCCUCAUCUGUGCCGAUGCUGCGACUGCCAAAAAAGUUACGUUUCACCAAGACGUCAGGAUGAAAUCUGUGACUCUUGAAGGUGAUGUUUAUGACCCCAGUGGAACCCUUCAGGGAGGAUCCAAGGCCAGCGGGGAUGGAAUUCUGACCAGCCUUCAAGAGAUGCAUGGCCUCAAGUCGAAGCUGGUGAAUCAUCGACAGCGGCUUCAAGAACUCGAUCGGGAACUUGCCAGCUUGUCAAAGGAAGGCAGGGUUUAUGCGGAGGCGAAGCAGAAGUUGGAACUCAAGACCCACGAGCUUCGUCUUUGCGAGCAGCAACUCUCUGCAAGUGAGCAUGUGCAGUUGUUAGAGAAGGUUGAGCAACUGGAGAAGGAUCUGGAGACUACGAAGGCAGCCAUCGAGGAAGGAAAUGUCAGGAAGAACGAUGCAGUCCGAAGGUGCCAGGAAAUUGAAAUGGAGAUGAAAGACUUCAAAAGCAACAAAGACGGAAAACUGCAGGAGCUGAUGCAAAACCAUGCAAGAGCCAAGGCGAAGCUUGUCAAGGAUGCCCCUCGCGUCAAAGCCAUGCAACGUGAGCACCAAACACUAGAGCUUGAGCUUGAACAACUGGAGAAGGAUGUUCGCAUGGCGACCCAGGAAUUAUCAGAGAGCGACACUUUGAUCGCCAGCCUGAAAAGUGACCGCGACCAUCUUCAGGCUGAGAUCAAGACCUUGGAGACCGCGCUGGAGAAGGCUCAGGCCGAGUUUGAGCGAGAGAAGGCCCAGCUGAGUGCCUACGACGAAGAGCUGAAGGAUCUUGAGGCGCUCGCCAAGGUGAAAGCCGAGACUCUUGCCGACAAUCGUUUGGAGCUUCAAAACAUUGCGCACGAAACCGAUCGCCUGGCCAAGGAGAAGCAAGGGAUGCUGAAGACUAUCAAAGAACUGGAGGAAGAACAUGACUGGAUCGUAGAUCAGAGGCAUCUGUUUGGGCAGUCUAAUGGUCUGUACGACUUUGCAACGCAGAAUCCCUCAGAGAGCCGUAAGAAAUUGAAGCAGUUGGAUGAGAAGCACUCGUCGAUGAAGAACAAGGUGAACCCUAAGGUCAUGACUAUGCUCGAGAGUCAGGAGAAGCGCGAGACGUCGCUGAAGCAGAUGUUGGCGACGGUUCAGAGGGACAAGACAAAGAUUGAGGAUACGAUUGUGACCUUGGACAACUACAAAUACGAGACGCUAGAACGAACAUACACUAAGGUGAAUGGCGACUUUGGGGCGAUUUUUGGCGACCUUUUGCCCGGAAACGAUGCUAAGCUGCAGCUGCUGGAAGGACAAAACAUCACGGGCGGAUUGGAGGUCAAGGUCUGUUUGGGAGGCGUCUGGAAGUCAAGUCUGACUGAGCUGAGUGGUGGUCAACGGUCGUUGAUAGCUUUGGCGCUGAUCCUGUCGUUGCUGCAGUUCAAGCCGGCCCCAAUGUACAUUCUGGAUGAGGUUGACGCUGCGCUUGAUCUGUCACACACUCAGAAUAUUGGCCAGCUCCUCCGGACGCGCUUCAAAGGGUCGCAGUUUAUUGUCGUCUCGCUCAAGGAAGGGAUGUUCAACAAUGCCAAUGUCCUUUUCAAGGCGCGAUUUAGGGAAGGCAUUUCCAUUGUUGAGAACCAAUCUCGGACCUCCAAGGGGUCUUCUUCGACCUCCGGUCGUCGAGUGGAAGCAGGCAAAGAGAACGAGGCACUUUCGUCGUCGUCGUCUCAUACGGGCGCGAAGCGCAUCAAACUGUAA
Molecule: messenger RNA, 4545 nt
Organism: Linnemannia hyalina
Lineage: Eukaryota; Fungi; Mortierellomycota; Mortierellomycetes; Mortierellales; Mortierellaceae
Source: the annotation of a GenBank genome assembly